AUGGAAAAUCCUCUACACGAAGACUUUCUGAAGAGAGAAGAAGAAAAAGAGAGAUGGAUAGAGUAUUGGGCCGUUCUAAGAAAUUCAGUUCUAUACUUCUACGAUGAACAGACUGAUAUUUGUCACGAGUACUGUGACAAAAUCGAACUUACCCCAGACGCGAAAUGUUUUACGGUUAGACGAAAAACGUACAGUCAUAGAUUUAAACUGAUCACCGAUGAAGGAGCAUGGCUAUUAAAAUGCCACACAAAUAUACAAAGACAUCGAUGGAUGCAUGCGAUCGAGUUAGCAGUGCGAGAACUUUCUUCAGAGAGAACGGAAAUCGAUUCAGCUGUUUGUGUUCCUGGCGGGCCAUACAGCCAUUGCUACGAGAAAGAUUUGCUCGGAAGAAGGGUUCAAAGAGAAGCGCGAAAACGAGACGCCGCAGCCACGGCGUGCGAAAGCAACAACAACAGCACUCUAGAGGAACUGAGUAUGAAUCUAAAACUUGAACAAAGGGAAAACAAGAGUUUUUCAAAAACAAGGGCUUCUACAAAGAAUUUCAAAGGAGAGAAACCACGGCAAUUCAAAGAUAAACACAAGAACUUUGCCUUUGAAACAUUACAAUGCGAAAAUUCCACAAAUUCAGAUCUUGGUAUUCCAGUGGAAAAUCUCGGCUUCUCCGAUGAUGAAACCUCGACCGAAAGCAAAGAAAAGACUUGCAGUGGCUUUGAUAUUCCCGUAGCAAAAUUAAUCCAGGUUGAGCCUAAAUGA
This is a messenger RNA of Porites evermanni, 753 nucleotides long. The record is from the annotation of a GenBank genome assembly. Lineage: Eukaryota; Metazoa; Cnidaria; Anthozoa; Scleractinia; Poritidae.